Messenger RNA from Cornus florida, 788 nucleotides. Its product is annotated as universal stress protein PHOS34. NCBI's taxonomy places the organism in Eukaryota, Viridiplantae, Streptophyta, Magnoliopsida, Cornales, Cornaceae. The transcript has 4 exons. The coding region runs from base 60 to 548 and encodes 162 amino acids. The record is from RefSeq and is a predicted model, not a curated record.
CUCCUAUAUAAUCGAUCGCGUGAUCAAAUAACGAAUAAAAAGAGUAUUAAGAGUUCAAAAUGGAGACUACAGUAGAGAAAUCGGUGAUGGUGGUCGGAAUCGACGACAGUGAACACAGCUCCUACGCUCUGGAGUGGACUCUCAAUCACUUCUUCAUUCCUUUAGCUUCUAACUCUCUUUUCAAACUCGUAAUCGUUCAUGCUAAACCUUCCCCUGCUUCCGUUGUCGGACUUGCCGGACCCGGGGCGGCCGACGUUUUGCCGUUCGUUGAUGCGGACCUCAAGAAGAUUGCUGCUAGGGUUAUCGAAAAGGCUAAGGAGAUCUGCAUCGCUAACUCCGUGCAUGAUGUUAUACUGGAAGCGUUGGAAGGCGACCCUAGGAAUGUUCUCUGCGAUGCUGUAGAAAAACACCACGCCAGUAUGUUGGUUGUGGGAAAUCAUGGUUAUGGAGCUAUAAAACGGGCUGUUUUGGGCAGUGUAAGUGACUAUUGUGCUCAUCAUGCUCAUUGCACUGUGAUGAUUGUGAAGAAGCCUAAGAUCAAACACUGAGCUAUGUCUAAUUUGCUUCUGAAUAAAUGAACAAAUAUAGUAAAUGAACAUAUCUUUGUGUCUAAACACUUUGAAUUGUGGGGGUGCUAUUUGUGUAUCAAUAGUCAGUAAUGAUUAAAAACUAUUAUUAUUGGCCUCUUAUUGAAUUCAAGCAUUGUAUGUAUAUUCGUUUGUUGGUAAAUGCAUUUCUGUGUAUCCAACAAACCUAAAUCGAUUUUAGUUAAUCGCUCUUUUAGUUAA